Messenger RNA from Puntigrus tetrazona (Sumatra barb), 1155 nucleotides. RefSeq names its product glucosylceramide transporter ABCA12-like. The transcript has 2 exons. The record is from RefSeq and is a predicted model, not a curated record. The coding region runs from base 5 to 508 and encodes 167 amino acids. NCBI's taxonomy places the organism in Eukaryota, Metazoa, Chordata, Actinopteri, Cypriniformes, Cyprinidae.
AACCAUGAGCAACAUAUUCCUAGUCUUCCCUCAGUUCAGUUUUGGCAAUGGGCUGAUGGAGUUGGCACGGGUUGAUAUGCAGGUGCAGAUCUUGAGCGCUUUUGGAGUGGACGCCUACAAGAACCCCUUCAGCAUGGAUGUUCUGGGCUGGAUGUACAUCUCCAUGUUCCUGCAGGGUUUCAUCUGCUUCACGCUUCGUCUGAUAGCUAACAAGACGCUUCUUCGUAAAAUCAGAUGGUUAGUUUGCCGGAAGAGUAACGUUGUUCAAAGCUAUAGCCCCAAUGAAGAUGAAGAUGUGGUGGCUGAACGUCUGCGUGUGGACCGUGGAGAUGCGAAUGCAGAUAUUCUGCAGGUUAACCAUCUAACUAAGGUGUACCAAAACCUGAACAAGAGGGUACAGGCGGUGAAGAGGCUAUCUGUGGGCAUCCCAGCUGGCGAGGUCUGUGCUAUUUUCAUAGUAAUAUUUAUUAUGACAGCAUUUACAUGCACAAGAACAUUUUGGUACUAAAAUAAACAUAAACUGGCAUUUUACUUCCUUAAUAUGAAGUACACACUACCAGUAAAAAGUUUGCAGUAGUAAUGCUUUAAUGCUUGUUGGGCAUAAGUCUCAUACGUCUGCUUAAUAUUUUGGAGGAAACCGUGAUAUAUUGCUUUUCAAAAGUUUGGGAUAAGCAAGAAAAUAAAUUAAGAGUUUUAUUCAGCAGGGACGCACUAAAUUGUUUAAAAGUGACAGUAAGGACAUUUAUAACUUUUGAACUUUUAAUUCAUCAACAAAUCCUGAAGAAAAUAUAUCAUGGCUUCCACAAAAUUAUUGAGCAGCAAUAUUAAAGUUUUUAUAAGUACCAUUAUGAAAGAGUAUAAUGGAUAAUAUUUAAUUUGGCACCAACUGAUCAUGUGACCAAGUGAAGACCGGAGUUAUGGCUGUUGAAAACUGCAUUGUCAUCACAUGAGUAAAUUAAAUUUAGAUCAUUUAAAUUUGUAAUACAGUUUUUACUGUAUUUUUGAUCAAAUAAAUUUAAUGCAUCUUAAUUACUCCAAACCUUUUCUAAGAAGUGUGUUUCCAAUUGUCAUCAUAAACUGAUUGACUGAAAAAUUGACUGGAUUGUAUCCAUAUUAAUAUUAGGAUUUGUAAUACUCAAAAAAAGUGUAUUAAGA